This is a messenger RNA of Mycosarcoma maydis (corn smut), 2928 nucleotides long. RefSeq names its product phosphatidylinositol 3-kinase VPS34. Gene Ontology annotation, cellular component: phagophore assembly site; phosphatidylinositol 3-kinase complex, class III, type I; phosphatidylinositol 3-kinase complex, class III, type II. The transcript has a single exon. Bases 1 to 2928 code for a protein of 975 amino acids. Gene Ontology annotation, biological process: phosphatidylinositol-3-phosphate biosynthetic process; autophagy of peroxisome; phosphatidylinositol-mediated signaling. Gene Ontology annotation, molecular function: 1-phosphatidylinositol-3-kinase activity. Lineage: Eukaryota; Fungi; Basidiomycota; Ustilaginomycetes; Ustilaginales. The record is from RefSeq and is a predicted model, not a curated record.
AUGGACCGCGACUUUUACUCGUUUGUCCGCCUUUCGGAUUUGAACCUCAACCUUACUUUUCGCAUCUCGUCGCUUCAAGGCAGGCUCGACCGCCUCACACGCACCCAGCUACUCGAGAAACCAGAAAGCCGUCAUUGGGGCUCUCAGCAAUCCCAGUUUCCAGACUUGAUUGUCGAAUGCCGACUGUACUCGGACAACAAACCGCUCAGCGUACCGGUGAGGACCGCCUAUAAACCAUUCCGCAACAAUCAUCAGUGGAAUGAAUGGAUCACGCUACCUUACAAGCUCUGCGACCUCCCUCUAGGCGCUCAGAUCACUUUUACCAUCUACGAAGUAGCUUUGAGCAACGCAUCACGCAUCAUUGGUGGAACGACGUUGCCCUUAUUCGGCAAGAAGGGUACGCUCAAAUCGGCGCAGCACAGAUUGUUCGUAUGGAAGGGUGUCAAGGCUGAUGGAAGCAUCGAGAGCGCUACGCCCAGCAAAGUGGGGGAGAUGAAAGACGAAAUGGGUCGUCUGGAGAAACUGAUCAAGCGACACGAGCGCGGGGAUCUUCCGCGUGUCGAUUGGCUCGACAAGAUGGCGUAUCGUCAGGUUGAGAAGGUGUAUCAAGCCGAAAGUCAGUCUAGCGACCGGCUGUUUCUGUACAUCGACCUACCUAGGUUUGAGCUGCCUAUCGUAUAUUGCGAGGCGGAAAGUAUCCUCCCAAAUGCAGACGCGCCACAUGGACUCUCUACCUUGUCGGGCCAGCUUGGUGGGUCAAAUCCUGGAGCAUCCCUCCCCGCGUCCAACGAGAUUGGUAGCUCGCAGAGCGCCUCCGGAAAUGGCCUCUCAAUAGCAUCUGGCAACCCUACUUCGGCUGCCGCGGCGGCGGCAGCAGCAGCAGCGGCGCUUUCGACUGCUGAUCCAAAUAGAAUCACCGCCUCGCUCUUCACCAUCUUUGAUCCAGAGAUCGCCCGAUCCAACCCAGUCGAGGCCAAACACCGUCGUCUUGUGCGUUCGCAUCGAUCAGGUCCGCUCGAUCGUGAGCUCAAGCCAUCAGCGGAGGUCAGAGACGAGUUAAACGAGAUCCUGUCCUACCCGCCAACGCGCGAGCUCACGACCGCCGAGAUGGAUCGCGUCUGGUCAUUCAGAUUUUACCUGACACGAGAUCCUAAAGGUCUCACAAAGUUUCUCAAGUCUGUUGUAUGGACCGACCAAGGUGAAGCAAAACAGGCAACCGAAGUGUUGCUACCCAUGUGGAAUGAGCCCGGGCUCGACGAUGCGCUGGAGCUCCUGGGGCCCACCUUCAAAGAUGCCCGUGUCCGAUCAUACGCUGUGCGCCAGCUAGAGCGAGCGGAAGAUGAAGAGCUUAUCCUCUACUUGUUGCAGUUGGUGCAGGCGCUCAAAUUCGACAAGCCAAUGACUCGUGCUGCCGGAGGUCUCACAGGCUCAGCUGUUGGAGACUUGGAUCAAGAUGCCAGACGGGGACAGCCUGUACCUCUGCAUUCAGUCAGCUCUCCUUCCACUUCGCUCACUACUGACAGAGGAGCAGAUAAAGACAGUAGUGGUCUCGCCGACUUUCUCAUUCGCCGAGGCUUGUCCAAUCCACUUCUGGGCAACGACCUGUACUGGUAUCUCGAGGUGGAAUGCGAAGACCCAAAAACGGGACCGCUGUUCAAGGCGGUGAAACGGCGAUUCUUGGAGAGACUUGGUUCGCUACCAACGGGUGCAGAGAGGAGGGAUACGCUGUCUAGACAGGCGACUCUACUUGCGACACUCUCGCGGCGGGCGAAAGAGUUGCGUUCGAAUCGAGACGCUAGGCCGAAGAAGAUCGAAAAGCUGCGCGCCCUGAUAGCUGAUCCUAAGAAUGGCCUCCAUCGGUUUGAUCCGCCCCUGAUGCUUCCACUUGAUGCUUCGGUGUCAGUGACGGGGAUCGUCGCGGAGAAGAGCACGAUUUUCAAGAGUAACCUCUUUCCGCUUCGAUUGGAGUUUACCACUGCGGAAAGGAGUACGCACAGCUCGGUGGGUGAGGCUGACAGGAGCGAGACAUUGCCAGACAGCAUCACUUCGAGUUUGCUCGAAGAUGAAGAGGAGGAAUCUCUGAUCAUCGAUGAGCUGACCACUUCCAACGCGAAGAGCUCGGAGGACAAGAAAGUGGACGGCGCGGGACAUUAUACGCUCAUAUUCAAGAACGGCGACGAUUUGCGACAGGACCAGCUAGUGAUUCAACUGUUCUCGUUGAUGGAUCGACUGUUGCGAAAUGAAAAUCUGGACCUCAAGAUGACACCGUAUCGGGUGCUCGCAACAGGUAGUGUAGAUGGGAUGGUCCAAUUUGUCGACUCACUGUCUAUAGCAGCGAUAUUAUCAGCACAUCAAGGAUCGCUGCUCAACUUUCUGCGCGCGCACCAUGCUCAACCGAGCUCACUGUCUACGUACGGCGUGGAUGCAGUGGUGUUCGACACCUUCAUCCGGUCGUGUGCGGGCUACUGCGUGGUUACCUACUUGCUCGGUGUAGGCGAUCGACAUCUUGACAACCUGCUGCUCUCUUCUGACGGCCACUUUUUCCAUGUCGAUUUCGGCUACAUCCUAGGUCGCGAUCCUAAACCUUUCCCACCUCCUGUCAAAGUUUGCAAAGAGAUGGUUGACGCCAUGGGCGGCACAUCCUCGGCACACUAUGCGCGCUUCAAAGCUUUUUGCUAUACAGCAUUUACGAAUUUGCGCAAAAACGCCAAUUUAAUUCUCAACCUCGUUGCACUUAUGGUGGACGCCAACAUCCCGGAUAUCAGACUGGAACCAGACAAAGCGGUGCUCAAGGUACAGGACAAAUUCCUGCUGGGCUUGAGCGAGGAUGAUGCCAUCAAGGAGUUCGAAGGCUUGCUAAACGAGACUAGCUAUCUGUCGACCGUCUUUGACCGGUUGCAUGAUAUGGCGCAGUACUUCAGGCAGUAG